UCACUGAAUCUGGGAAUGGAUGGAGGAGGAGGAAGAGACAGCAGCACAUCCAGGGAAACAAGGACCCUCAUAAUGGUCAGAAUGCACUGGAGGCGAUCAGUCAUGGCAGGUGAUGCAAUCAUGGUGAUGCGAGGGUUGGCGAAGCUCAGCAAGGCAGUCGUAGAAACACAAGCAGGACAACUCCGGCAAGUAGUGCUUGGUGCUGAUGCAGUAACUGCAGUCAGGGGCUUUCAAGCAGCUGCUGAGGAACAGUUAAGCGCUGCCAUGGGGAAAAUGCAGGAACUAGGAAAACAACAGGAAAACUUGAAUGAUAUUGGUGAGGACUUUGGAAGAGAGUACAACUUCUCAGAAUCAGAGUUGGGAGGUGCUGCACAGGACUUCUCUCCUCCUCAAGACCAGCCUCACAGACAUAGUGAUGCAGAGGGCCCAUCUCACUCUUACGUUGCUAAAGGACCUUUUCCAAAUGUUGUUGGGAGUGGAGACUUCAGUUCAAGUCAGAAUCCCAUCUUGUCCAAAUCGAAUGCAAAGCUUUUUGGAGGCUUUAGGGACCCUGGGAAUCUUAUUGUUCCUGCAUAUGGGCAAAAUCGGGCAUUUCACCAAGACCAUUCCUCUAUUGGUGGACUAACAGCUGAAGAUAUUGACAAAGCCAGGCAAGCUAAAGCGGAUCCACAGCAGAAACCACACAAGCAGAUGCUCAGUGAACGUGCCCGAGAGCGGAAGGUGCCUGUUACUCGAAUUGGGAGACUUGCCAACUUUGGAGGCUUAGCUGUUAGCCUUGGCAUUGGAGCAUUGGCAGAGGUUGCAAAGAAGAGUCUUAGAUCUGAAGAUCCCAAUGGAAAAAAGGCUGUUAUGGAUUCUAGCCCGUUUUUGUCAGAGGCCAAUGCAGAAAGAAUUGUGCGGACCUUGUGCAAGGUUCGAGGAGCUGCACUGAAGUUGGGACAGAUGCUGAGCAUUCAAGAUGAUGCCUUCAUCAACCCUCAGCUGCAGAAGAUUUUUGAACGUGUUCGGCAGAGUGCAGACUUCAUGCCUUUGAAGCAAAUGAUGAAAACUUUGAACUCUGACCUUGGCCCUAACUGGCGUGAUAAACUGGAGUUUUUUGAGGAGCGGCCUUUUGCUGCAGCUUCAAUUGGACAGGUUCACCUGGCUCGUUUGAAGAACGGCAAAGAAGUUGCCAUGAAAAUCCAGUAUCCUGGUGUGGCCCAGAGCAUCAAUAGUGAUGUCAGCAACCUGAUGACUGUCCUGAGUAUGAGCAAUAUUCUCCCAGAAGGCCUUUUCCCUGAACAUCUGAUUGAAGUUCUGAGCAGAGAGCUGGCCCUUGAAUGCGAUUACAAGAGAGAAGCUGCCUGCGCAAGGAAAUUCAGGGAGCUGCUCAAGGAUCACCCAUUCUUUUAUGUCCCUGCUGUGGUGGAUGAACUCUGCAGCCCUCAUGUUUUAACAACAGAACUGGUAACGGGCUUUCCACUGGAUCAAGCUGAAAAUCUGAGCCAAGAGAUCCGGAAUGAGAUCUGCCACAACAUCUUGGUUUUGUGCCUGCGGGAGCUGUUUGAGUUUAGGUACAUGCAGACUGAUCCAAACUGGUCAAACUUCUUCUAUGACCCAGAGCUGCAUAAGGUGGCACUUCUGGACUUUGGAGCCACCCGGGGUUUUGAUGAGAAAUUCACGGAUGUCUACAUAGAGUUAAUCAAAGCAGCUGCCAAUAUGGACAGAGAGAGAGUGCUGAAGAAAUCAAUAGAAAUGAAAUUCCUGACUGGCUAUGAAGUCAAGGCUAUGGAAGAUGCUCACCUGGAUGCAGUUCUCAUCCUUGGAGAGGCUUUUGCAUCUGAGGAACCUUUUGACUUUGGCUCCCAAAGCACCACUGAGAAGAUCCAUGGCCUAAUCCCAGUCAUGUUGAAGCACAGGCUUGUCCCUCCACCAGAGGAGACUUACUCUCUCCAUCGUAAAAUGGGAGGCUCCUUCCUCAUAUGCUCCAAACUGAAGGCCAAAAUUCCAUGCAGCAAUAUGUUUAAGGAAGCCUACAGUAAAUACUGGAGUGGAAAGACCAAGAAGGAAUAGUAGCAUGGAAGAACUACUGAACACCAUCUUGUGUUAUGGUCAACCAUCCACAGUCUCGUAAACCACAGUACACCUUCUCUCACAUCCUCAGAAUCACUUCAGCAGUACAGCAGCUUGUCUCCUGGAAGCAGAAUCCCUGGUUUUAAGAGCAGUCUUGUUCUUUUGUUGGACAUAGCUUCUCUUUACACUCUUACCAAGAUCAUUUGUGUAGGCUCUGUUUUACCGGAAACGAUAGUUGCCUAGUGGAGGGAAUGUGGAGGGGAAAAGCUAGGCAGCUUCGUUUCUUACUCUCCUAGAUAUCAGCUUCCUUUUCAUAUUUUAAUACUGAUAACUGUUUACCUUUUUAAAAACAAACAAACAUGGGGUGGAAGAAAGAGAACCAAGUUGAGUUGGCAUUGAAAUCUAUUUGUAAUUCUUCAAAUCUUUAUGGGUGCUUUUCUUUUCUAGAUCUCCUAUAAUUUUUCUUCUAAGGUAGCAUACAAAUGGUUUCAUACUGUGAAAUAUAUGGGUUGCCUACAUAACUUACAAGAGAAGCCUAUUUUUGUAUGAUACUCAGUGGGAGUCUGUAAUGGUUGGGAUCUUCUAAUGGAACAAUGUCAGAUGUGUACAUAGGCUAUUUUAUGCCUUCAGUCUCUGGUUUUCAAGUAAAGUGAAGAUUUUAACGAAUCUGAUGUGAGUGGUGCAGUGGUGGAGUUAGAAUACCCUAGGCUUUAUAUUCAGAUGCUCACCUCCAAUUUUCUUGAGCUGAAUGUAAAAGCCGAGGGAAUGUAGUUAAUGGGGUUUUCUCAUGAAGUGGAGAAUUUGAGAAACCAAAGCUCUAACUGUGGCAUUUAUAGAAGCUCGGCGAUGAAGCUACACCUUCUCCAUCUUCAUGCUUGCAUCUCUGUAAUGCAGCCUUUGAUGGAAAGGCCCAGGGAGGGUGGGGAGAGACACAUAGGCUGGGCUUCUUAUAGCAGUAUUGAAGGCGUUUCAAGAUUUUGUUGAAAAGCAUAAUGUGUAAGUAGCUGAAUGCACAACUUUAAGCAAUUGGAGGCAAACCGGCAAAUAUAUUUUGGGGUUUUUGUACAACAGUUGGAGCUGUGCAACUUUCAACUGAUUUCCAAUAAAGUGCUUGUGCAGAAGA
This is a messenger RNA of Varanus komodoensis (Komodo dragon), 3175 nucleotides long. RefSeq names its product coenzyme Q8A (gene COQ8A). The record is from RefSeq and is a predicted model, not a curated record. Gene Ontology annotation, biological process: ubiquinone biosynthetic process. Gene Ontology annotation, molecular function: kinase activity. Bases 16 to 2052 code for a protein of 678 amino acids. The transcript is spliced from 15 exons. Lineage: Eukaryota; Metazoa; Chordata; Lepidosauria; Squamata; Varanidae. Gene Ontology annotation, cellular component: extrinsic component of mitochondrial inner membrane.